AUGCCGGAUGAUAUUCUCAAGCUCAUCGUUGAGGAGGCAGACCAAGCAACACAGGUCGUCUGGUCUCAUACCGGCAGCGUAUCUCACGAUGUCUCGAGCGCCUUGAAAUUUACAUCGACGGAGAGGAUCUUCGGACUCACCGGUAAUGGACACGGACUCAGCCUCCACCUUCCAUUGUAA
Messenger RNA from Letharia columbiana, 180 nucleotides. RefSeq lists its product as uncharacterized. The coding region runs from base 1 to 180 and encodes 59 amino acids. The transcript has a single exon. NCBI's taxonomy places the organism in Eukaryota, Fungi, Ascomycota, Lecanoromycetes, Lecanorales, Parmeliaceae. The record is from RefSeq and is a predicted model, not a curated record.